CGCAGAUCAGACAAGUAAAUAGAGUCUUAAAGUGAAACGCUUCGGCUCAAUACGAAAAAAGAUAUAAUCGUUUUUACAAAAGUUGUUUUGCUAUCUAUUCUAAUACAGCUGUAACUGCUAAUGAAAAUGUUCUUAUCUUAUGUAUAUCAUUGAAUAGAAUGGAAGUAUCAACGAGUGAUAGAAAUUUCACAUUUACGUGGAGAAUAAAAAAUUUUAGUUUCCUCUGGUAUCGAGAACAUCAAUUUCUAAAAUGGAUUUUCGAUUUGACAGGAAAUAAUAACACUUCAUGGUCAUUAUUAUUUUAUCCAUCAACUCCUAAAAAUUGUGUUUCUUGUAUUCUUCGGAAAGAAAGUCGAGAAUUAUUCGAUUUUUUAGUGGAUUACGAACUUAGUUUCCUUCAAAAAGAUGGAUCUCCUCUGCACUCAAUAAAGGUUUCCAAUGUAGAUUUUAAUCAUAAAAACAGAAGUGUACCAAUAUGGUUGCACCAUGAUGAUCUCUUGGAGAAUAAGGAAUCUUCUUUACCAGAUGACACUCUAAGAAUUUGCUGCAGAAUAUGGACAACUGAUACCUCGAGACUGGAGAUGGUAAAAUACUUAGGUGGAACUGAAAUAAAAGUACAACGAUGCUCAUUAACUUGGGAUAUUGUUGCAUUUAGCGGUCUCAAGCCUGGCAGACAGAGAACAGAGUUUGUAAAAAAUACAUUAACAGGAAAACCAUGCAUUUCUUUUGGGCUUUUCUUGGAUAAAUUAAACAAUUACAUUUUUGAAAUUUUUGUAUUGGAUCCAAAGUUGGUGGAACACUUUAAAUGUCAGAUUUUUCUCGUAGAUGUUUCAGGAAGAAAAUUAAAAUGUGGAAGAUUCGAAGUGGUUACAGUUGGUAAAACAACUGAUCCAGAUUGGAAAUUUCAGUUAUCUCUUACCAAAAGAAACCUCAUGGAGAAUAAAGAACUUUAUUUACGGAAUGACACCCUCACUUUACUGUGUGAAAUCGCAUUUGCUACAGGAAUUGAAGCAGAACCGAUCCAAAAGCUCGAAUCUGAUUUUCAGGAUAUUCAUAAUAUAUCCUGUAAUGAAAAAAUAGAAAAUAUUUCUGGAUCUCUUAAAAAUUAUUCUAAGUCACUUGCAGAUCGAAAGUAUGAUCAGCAAUCGUCUGAUGAUCCCGGUUCUGUGAAAGAGGAGUUGGUGUCUUUAGAUCAUACAGAGAAUAAUUCAACAACAUCUUUAAAAUUCAAUGACAAUUUUAACUCUUUACAUACUUGGAAUGAUGACUUGUUACUCUUGUAUGAAAAAGGCACGUUUUGUGAUGCAGAACUACUGGUAGAAUCCACAUGUUUUCCAGUUCACAGCCUUAUUCUGAGUAUAAGAUCUUCUGUGUUCUGUGACAUGUUCACACGUGCCAAGUGUGAGGGUAAAAGUAUGAGCAUAAACAUAAAAGAUCUAGAUGCAGAAACUAUAAGGAAAAUGAUACUUUUCCUUUACACGGACACAUUAGAAAAUUUAGAAUGGGAAUGUGCCAAAGGUCUGUACAUGGCUUCAAAUAAAUACAAAAUUCUUUCUCUAAAGGACAUUUCUUCGUCUUUUUUGAAACAGAAUCUGUCCCCUUUAAACUGCUGCGAAAUUCUUCUUUUAGCAGACAGACAUGAAGAUGAAGAUUUAAAGCAAGCCGUCCAGUAUUUCAUCGCGAAACAAGAUAUAGAAAUCCUGAACUCUGAAAAAUGGAGAUCUUUAGAAGAGUAUCAUCCCCAGCUGACAAUAGAAACAUUUCGUUCUAUACAUCUGAAAUUCAGAAAGAAUUAAAUAUCUUCUGUUUCGGACUCUUGCUCUAUUUAGCAGAAAUUGAUCAGAAAUAAGAAAUUUUGUGAAAUUGUGUAGAAAAUUAUGUUUUAAUUUCUUUACAUGAAGUUAAAGAAAGCUGUGAUUUUAAAUAAUGUUCAUUUCUAUGUUAUUUAUAAUGCUAUAAGUCGCUUGUGUAAAUUUCACAAAUAAUAAAAUA
Molecule: messenger RNA, 1992 nt
Organism: Argiope bruennichi
Lineage: Eukaryota; Metazoa; Arthropoda; Arachnida; Araneae; Araneidae
Exons: 2
Coding region: 159-1796 (545 amino acids)
Biological process (GO): regulation of proteolysis; proteasome-mediated ubiquitin-dependent protein catabolic process
Cellular component (GO): cytoplasm
Molecular function (GO): ubiquitin protein ligase binding
Source: RefSeq, a predicted model, not a curated record